Messenger RNA from Penicillium verhagenii, 1632 nucleotides. RefSeq lists its product as uncharacterized. Gene Ontology annotation, biological process: amino acid transmembrane transport. Gene Ontology annotation, molecular function: amino acid transmembrane transporter activity. Gene Ontology annotation, cellular component: membrane. The transcript is spliced from 5 exons. Lineage: Eukaryota; Fungi; Ascomycota; Eurotiomycetes; Eurotiales; Aspergillaceae. The record is from RefSeq and is a predicted model, not a curated record. The annotation marks the transcript as partial.
UUCCAGGAUACGAAAGAAGCCUCUGUUGAUCCACCAUUGUCCGCUGAUACAGCAAGCGAAGAUAAUGUAGGAGAGGUGGUGGAAGUGCACAAUAAUUCGGGAUUUCACCGUACCUUCACUCCUAGACAAAUUCACGCUAUUUCUCUCGGAGGCCAGAUUGGCGCCGGUCUCUUCAUUUCCACAGGGUCGAAUUUACGCGAUGGUGGCCCCGGCUCCCUUUUCCUGGGGUUUGCAGUUGUGUGUUCGUGUGUAUGGGCAGUCCUCCAGACAGUCAGUGAAAUGACAAUCAGUUUUCCUACCUCUGGUAAUUUUAUCGACUAUGCCGAUCGCUUUGUUGACCCAGCUUUGGCCUUUGCUGCUGGCUUUUCAAUGUGGAUUGGCUGGACGGCUAUUAUCGCGUCGGAAGCAACUUUCUUCUCGGUUGUUGUGAAUUACUGGGCAAAGGAGGCCGUUCCUGAAGUUGUUUGGUUAACCAUCUUCUUGGUUCUAAUGUUUAUCAUUUUCAGCCUGCCCAAUGUCGUUUUCGGCUGGUUUGAAUACUUUACCUCCAUUCUAAAGAUCCUUGUCUUGAUCAUAUUCAUCAUUGUUGGUAUCGCGAUCAUAUUUGGCGCCGGUCCAGAGGGCUCAAUGUACCAUGGUGAUACAUGGCAAGAUGGGAAAGCCUUCUUGAAUGGGUUCAAGGGGUUUGGAAACAGUGUUCUGCUAGCCAUUCUAGCAAUUGGAGAUAACACUUUCACAGGUUUCCUUGCUGGAGAGUCUAAGAGCCCCCGCUUCUCUGUGGCCCAUGCUGUCUUCCUGAUUCCCAUUCGCGUUUCAGUCUUCUAUCUCACGUCGGUAGUACUGAUAGGUAUCUUGAUUUCUCCCACCAACAAAAAUCUCCUGGGUAGUAGCGGUGUCGCUGCAUCACCAUUCGUCAUCGCAAUUGAUCAGGCUGGGAUACCAGGUCUCCCGGAUUUCCUCAACGUGGUCAUCAUGUUCGCGGUGGCCGCCAUUGCAGCAGAAAGCUUUUAUAUCGCUUCGCGAAUUCUUCAAACAAUGGCACAUCAAGGCCUAAUAUCCUCCUGGGUAGCGAAAGUGGACUCACGGGGACGUCCCCGGGCAGCGCUGGCCAUAACGAGCUUUCUCUGUAUCGUUCUCACAUACAUCAAUCUCAGUGGACAAGGUACAACGGUGUUUAAUUGGUUGGCGCAAAUCGCUAGCACGGGAUACUUCAUGGUUUGGUUUGUUAUUUCCAUCACGUCGUUUCGCUUUCGAGCGGCUCUCAAGGCCCAGAAUGAUCCGCUCUUCACACAGAUUUAUGCUUGGAGGUGCAGUAUCUGGCCAUUUCCUACGAUUUGGCUUCUUACGUGCUGUUGCUUUUACAUUGCUUGCUCUUUGUACCUGGCAUUAUAUCCUAUUGGAUCCGAUACGCCGACUGCCUACUACUUCUUCCAAUAUAUGUUUGGCCUGAUCCUGAUUUUGUUCAGUGGACUGGCCUAUAAACUCAUCUUCCGAACCAAACUUCGUGAUCCUCGCAAGGUAGAUUUGCAAACUGGACGAAGAGCACUUCUGAUAGAAGAGAUCAAAGAGUUGGAUGACUAUGAGAAAAUGCCUGGAUGGAGGAAAUUUCUUUCUUUCGUUCAAUUAUGGUAG